Molecule: messenger RNA, 575 nt
Organism: Plectropomus leopardus (leopard coralgrouper)
Lineage: Eukaryota; Metazoa; Chordata; Actinopteri; Perciformes; Serranidae
Source: RefSeq, a predicted model, not a curated record
AUGACGAGUCCAGGUUGUGCCGUACUCGUGCAGUAUUUGACGCAGUAUUACUGUGUGUGUCUCGGCAGCAGACAGGUGGUGAAGAAGCCUCUGAACGCCUUCAUGCUGUACAUGAAGGAGACGAGACACAAAGUACUGCAGGAGGGACGAGAGCGAGAGAGCGCCGCCAUCAACCGCAUCCUUGGACGCAGGUGGAACGCUCUGUCCCGCUCUGAACAGUCCAAAUACUACGAACUGGCCCAGAAGGAGCGACUGCUCCACAUGCAGCUUUACCCGGGAUGGUCCGCCAGAGACAACUAUGGUAAAAGGAAGAGGAAAAGGAGCCAGCAGUCCACAGGAAGCUGCACCAGGUCGGGUUAAAAGACAACAAAAUAAAAGCCUGCUUUAUUUUUAAUACCUGUGUUUGUACUUCAGCUCAGCCAAAGUACAAACACAGGAAUACUACUACUUCUGCUACAACAUCAACAACAACUACUUUCACUGCUACUUCGACUACUACUAUUUCCAGUAGUAGCUUACAACUACCACAAUUUUAUCAUCUACAACAAAUACAAGAACUACUACUUCCUACAAAA